Molecule: messenger RNA, 1072 nt
Organism: Cannabis sativa
Lineage: Eukaryota; Viridiplantae; Streptophyta; Magnoliopsida; Rosales; Cannabaceae
Product: aquaporin TIP4-1
Exons: 3
Coding region: 93-836 (247 amino acids)
Biological process (GO): water transport; transmembrane transport
Cellular component (GO): membrane
Molecular function (GO): water channel activity
Source: RefSeq, a predicted model, not a curated record
UAUGCAUCUAAUAAAAACUUGUAUAAAUAUAGGUCACAUUAAAACUUAUUUUAGUCAUCACUAAAUUUAUCAAAUAAAUUGCAAGAAAAAAAAUGGCCAAAAUUGCUUUGGGCAGCAGCCAAGAGGCUGCUCAACCAGAUUGCAUUAGAGCUCUAGUCGUCGAGUUCAUCACCACCUUUCUCUUCGUCUUCGCCGGCGUUGGCUCAGCCAUGGCCGCGGAUAAGCUAGAGGCAGGUGCCUUAGUGGGGUUGGUGGCUGUGGCAGUGGCUCACACCCUUAUAGUGGCUGUGACAAUCUCCGCCGGCCACAUUUCAGGCGGCCACCUUAACCCCGCCGUGACUCUUGGCCUUCUCAUCGGCGGUAACAUCACCGUCGUCAGAUCCAUUCUUUAUUGGAUUGUCCAAUUGUUGGCUUCUACCUCAGCUUGCUUUCUUCUACAUUACAUUACUGGAGGACUUGGUACUCCAAUUCAUUCGUUGGCAAGUGGUGUGGGUUAUUUACAAGGAAUAAUAUGGGAGAUUAUUCUCACAUUUUCUCUGCUGUUUACGGUCUACGCUACUAUGGUGGACCCCAAGAGAGGGGCUCUUGAUGGGCUGGGCCCAAUUCUUGUUGGGUUUGUUGUUGGGGCCAAUAUCCUUGCUGGUGGACCCUUCUCUGGGGCUUCUAUGAACCCAGCAAGGUCUUUUGGACCUGCUUUGGUCUCCGGUAAUUGGACCCAUCAUUGGGUUUAUUGGGUUGGGCCUUUGAUUGGCGGUGGCCUUGCUGGAUUCAUCUAUGAGAAUUUCUUUAUUGUCAGAACUCAUGUUCGUCUUCCCAAUGAUGAAGAAGCUAUCUAGUUUGGAAUUUUUUUAAGUAAUUACUAUUUAUUAUAAUUUAAGUUUUAACCUUCUUAAUUGUUCUUAUGUACUUAAACAAGAGUAUUGUUAGUAGUAGUUCAACACGAGUUGUGAAAUAAAGAUAAUUUGCAAGAAUUGUCGUUGUAUUGUAAUGUAUCAACUUGUAAUAUACCUUUGCCAUCUUUGAAAGAGUAAUGGUAUUUGCAUACACAAUAUGUAUCAUAAGUUUACAAAAA